AUGAGUGACUCGGACUUUGACACCAUGGUGAAUAUUGACGACCCAAUGAUAUCGCAGCCAUCCGAGGGGGAAAAGGCCCCCGGCCGAACUUCCUUCAAUAUUAGCUCUAUCCUGCAAGAAACCGUUCCGGCCGGGAGCAGGAAAAAUAAGCUCGGCCCCGACCACGCCGCAGUCAUAAUGACCGGAAAACAAGCCCACGCCAAACACGCCAAAAUGAUCGCCGGACUGACGUCCGACACAUCGAGCUUCCUGGCCUGUGCCGACGACAUCCCAUCGGGUGACGACGACAUCGAGGUUGACGUGACGAGCGUCGAGACGCGGAACGACGACAGCGAAGACGCCGCCAACAGCGAUGGGAUCGGCGCCGACGACGAGAAGACGUCUUCCGAGUCGUCCAACGCGGCGUCGAAAGCCGGCAACAAUGGCGACGCGACUGCCACAGAGCGCGACAGUGCGGAGAAAAAGAAACACGAGAAGCCGCCGUACAGCUACAACGCUCUCAUCAUGAUGGCGAUCCGCAGCAGCCCCGAGAAGCGACUCACGCUCAACGGCAUCUACGAAUUCAUCCUCAAGAACUUUCCGUACUACCGGGAGAACAAACAGGGAUGGCAGAAUUCCAUCAGACACAACCUGAGUCUCAACAAGUGCUUCGUCAAGGUGCCACGGCAUUACGAUGACCCGGGCAAGGGCAACUACUGGAUGCUGGAUCCCAGCAGCGAAGACGUGUUCAUCGGUGGUACUACCGGCAAGUUGCGACGAAGGUCCACGGCGGCGUCGCGCACGCGCCUCGCAGCCUUCCGACGCACCGUGGCUUUCGGCGGCGCUGCUGGCGGACAUAACCCUUACGGUCUGGGUUGCGGCACGUGGGCGCCGCACUUGAAUCCCUUGUACGCUUACGCCGCUGCAGCGGCUCUGGCAGCGGCGAACGGCGUGCGACACCCUGGGGUAGCCAGCCCGGUUUCCCCGGCUGCCAGCAUGUGUCCACCCGGCGUGUCCGUGUAUCCCUACGUGCCGGGCUUCGUGCACUCGCCUUCUCUGGGCGCCAUGAACUACUUGCCACGCCCGGGGGUGUUGCCGACGUCGGUGGCGCCCAUGAGCAUGGCGUCUUCGCCCGGGUCGCGCGACUCUCUCGCCCAGGGACACUCACCAGCCGGACACUCACCGCUCCUGUCUGCGCCCGGUGGUUUCUCGUUGCCACCGGGACUCGGCCUGGCGCCGUCGGCGUCCGACCUGGGUUUCGCGUUCAGGAACGUUCAGCAGUACUCAAACGCUUUCUUGUCCCAGUCCCUGUUGGCCGGACAGCCGUCACCGCACCAGCUCGCCAUGUCCGGUGCGUGUCCGCCCCCUGUGUCCUCCGUGCCCGCGUCGCAGGCCGAGGAGUCGCCGACGGCGUCGGCGUCCCCGCAGCAGCUCCCGGGCUUCUCCCAGGGCGUCGUGAUCAAGCAAAUAUGA
Notodromas monacha is the source of this 1452-nucleotide messenger RNA. The record is from the annotation of a GenBank genome assembly. Lineage: Eukaryota; Metazoa; Arthropoda; Ostracoda; Podocopida; Cyprididae.